AUGGUGCAUACAUUACGACGACAUAUGCAUAAUCAUGAUGCUGAUGAAACACCGUUUGAAAUAACUCAUGAUGAUCAUAAACUUGGAACACACUUAUCAUUACGUACAGAUGAUAUGAUAACUGAAAGAGAUAUUGUUAUGAAUAUUCGAAAAGGUGAACAUUUGACGAUUAAUUCAGAUGAUCGUUGAUGAUUCUAUCAAGAUGUGUGAUGCCUUCAUAAUUUAUACCUUUGACUUAUUUCUUGUAAUCUUUUAAUAUGCCUCGUC
Loa loa (African eye worm) is the source of this 267-nucleotide messenger RNA. RefSeq lists its product as hypothetical. The coding region runs from base 1 to 189 and encodes 62 amino acids. The transcript is spliced from 2 exons. The record is from RefSeq and is a predicted model, not a curated record. NCBI's taxonomy places the organism in Eukaryota, Metazoa, Nematoda, Chromadorea, Rhabditida, Onchocercidae.